AUGAAACUGUCUUCAGGAUUGUGCCACCAACCUUCCAUUACUUGGGCAGGUGAAGCUACCCUUGCUAUGGGCUUGGGAGAAACUGUUGUCAGACUUUGGGACAUUGAGAGGUCUGAUAAUUAUACCCUAACUCCGAAUGUAUCUCAUCUUGAGAAAUCAAAGAAGAGUGUAAAGGUUCUACAAGUAGCAUACUCAGAGACCUAUCGAGUCCUAGCUGCAGGUUUGAGCAAUGGCAUGGUUGCAUUUUGGCAGUACGGCACAGAAUUGAAUUCACACGACGACCUAUCUCAUCUACUACAUUCGGAUUCAAACUUGACUCAAAGUUGUGACAAUCGACAGGAUAUCUCCACACUAUACAACUGCACAAGUAAUGUAACUGAAAAGGCACCGGAGGCUAACUGGCAUCCUCAGCCCAGUGCUAUUUUAACGAACCAACAGAAUAGCGAAUUUGCCUCAUUACCAAUUGAUCCGAACCGAAGUAUAUCUUUGCUCACGUGGGGUGAGCGAGAGAAAAAGUUGGCCGUUGCUCUUUUACCUCAUCAUUCAAAUGAAAAAACAACUUACAAUCAUAGCAUACAGGUCAAGUCUUCUGUACAUAUUCUACAAAGACAAUCUUUAUGCACACAUUUCUAUGGAAGUGGAUGUGUUGUUGUUCAAACAGGUUCACAGUCAUUCUCAAUGCUUACUUCAAUACCCGAUACAAUGACGCCAGCGUCACCAAUGAGUGUAUCGAAUAAUUUACCGUCUAUACUUGAUAAUACUGAAAUUAAUAAAGGAAGUGUUAAUACAACUAAAAUUGCCAAUCUUAAUAAUCUUCCAGCUUCUUUUAUUACUACUUCAACACCAAUAAUGGUAGACAAAAGUAAGAAACAAAAUUCAAAGUUCUUAAUUGAUCAAAAGAAAGCUACACUAUAUGAACAUGAAGCACAAGUUGAGGAUCAAAUUAAGGCUAUAUUCUGCACACAGGAACAUGUUGCAUACUGGAAUGGUCAUCGUAUAUCUGUUUUCAAACAUUCCACAGGAAAUUGUAUUACUCAUCUGGUUAGUUUUGCGUGUGAAUUCAGAUUUGUUGGUAUGCAUCAGCAAAGUAUAUUUACAAUUGAACCAUAUAAACUACAGGUCCGUAAUUUGGAGGGUUGUGUUAAACAGUUGAUUAAUUUCACCGAAACAGAGGGCAGUAUAGCUCUGACGUCUCAGUGUGCUAAUUACAUGGCAUGCUUAACGGAUCAGAAUAAAAUACGAGUGUUGGACCUAAGUAGAAGAGAAGUCAAGUCUACAGAUACAUCAAAAUCACUAACAAAGUUAGUUGUGUGCGAAAUAUUAAAUCAGAUAUCACAGAAUUCAACUACAUCUUCGUUAUGCUCUACAAAAACGUUUCAAAAAAAUCUGUCAUUACUACAGAAUCCAAACGAUGCUGUUAUGCGUGAAUUGAACAUAUCUUGGAUUUCAAUCAAUAAGUCUGGUGGUACAUUAGCGUUUACAGUAGAAAUUCUCCGAGAUGGAAUACUAUGCAAUUUAUUAUGGCCAUGCUUAGAUGCAGCAGACCAGUCAUCAGAUACUCUGAUCGAAUCAGAGUCAAACAAAAUGAAUGAACAGUGUUUUCGAGAGAAAUCUAGAAGUGUUAUAAACGAGGAGGAUGCAUUAAAACAAUGGAUUCCAGAUCCAAACAUUUUUAUUUAUCAUUUAGAUGUAGACAAAUUGAAGUGUUUUAAUUUCUUUGAAGCAAUUUCGAAUUCACUCAGUACAAUUCCUGGAACAUUAAGUGUUAAUGAAAGUGAUCUGCAUCCUACGAGUUUAGAUUUGAUUCGAUUGAACAGUACAAAUCUUAUCCAAGGCAGAUGGCCAAAACACCAUUAUUGGGAUCAGUUUGAAUCACGUCUACUGGUUGUUGAAGCUUCACCGAUCCCUGAUGAUCAUCCAAUCAUUACAUCCAGGCUGAACGCAGUUGAUAAAAUGAAUAAACAGUGUGGCGAUGUUAUUUAUACAGCAGAAAAUGAUACUGAUCAGUAUACUUCCGCCGGAAGUCGAUCAUCUAGCAAAGUGGCAUCUAUCACGCCAGAAAUUGCUUCUAAAAGUCAAUACGAACAAUCCAAAGUUCUCACAUCAAUAGUUUCAUUAUUUGUCAGCCCAGAACAAAAUAACACCAUAGUUCAAGGAUCAUUUUUAAUGUCAGUUUUGCACAGUGCUUUGAUUGGUGUUGAAGUACCGUUGAUCUACUUUUCCGUCCGUUGUGAUUUAGUUUAUCGUGUCCUUAAUGAACAACACCAACGACGUUUAGAAAUGUUAGCAGCAUCUGGUCGGCGUGUAAUCAGUGAGAUAGACAGUACACCAAGACGACUUUCAACAACGGUGAGUACUGGCAUCAACAAUCUUGAUUCUAGUGUAAAUACAUCAUCCACUACAGAUGAUAAAGGGCAACAUCAAGUGACAUCUGAUGUACCCAGUGAAGGUCAAAUAACAUCCAAUAAUAGAAUCCAUUAUGUUAAUAGACGUGUGAUGCAAAAUUUUGUUGGCCUUGAAGAUGCUGAUGAAAAAACGCGUGAAGCUAUGCUCAAUUUUAGUUACUAUUUAGCAAUUGGUGAAAUGGACUCAGCAUUUCGAGCCAUGAAAUUGAUUAAAAGUCCAACUGUUUGGCAGAAUAUGGCAAGAAUGUGUGUCACAACUUGUCGACUUGAUGUUGCCCGUGUAUGUUUAGGCAAAAUCAGUAAUCCAAUGGCAUCUAAAAUGAUACGUGAAUCUCGAUUCAGAGAACUAGAAAUAGAAGCUCAAGCUGGAGAACUGGCUUUGCAACUUGGUAUGCCUGAUGAAGCUGAACGAUUAUUUAUCCAGUGUAAUCGAUGGGAUUUGGUAAUCCGUCUGCAUCAGUCACUUGGCAAUUGGAAUAAAGCAAUUACAACAGCUGAGCAGCAUCAUCGUAUGUCGUUACGUGGUAUUCACUAUUCUUAUGCCAAAGAAUUGGAGUCUACAGGUCAAAUCAAACAAGCUAUUGAGCAUUACAUUAAGUCAGAAACAUAUCGUUUUGAGGUGCCUAGAAUGCUGAAAAGUAAUCCAGAAUUAUUGGAAUCAUUUGUAACAAGCCAAACAGAUCAAAGCAUUAAACGAUGGUGGGCUCAGACGCUAGAGGCACAAGGAAGACUAGAAGAAGCUAAAAGGUACUACUUUGAAUCGAAAGAUUAUUUAUCACUUGUGCGCGUACUUUGCUGUCUUGGUCAAGAAUCUGAAGCUGAAGCAAUAUGUAAUGAAACUGGUGAUGCUGGGGCCUGUCAUCAUUUAGCGCGGCACCUAGAACCAAAAGGAGGCAUUGAUCAAGCCAUUCGUUUAUUUACAAGGGCAAAGGCUUAUUCAAGUGCCAUACGUUUAUGUAAGGAACACAACCGUAAUGAUCAUUUGUUUAGUUUGGCUCAACUUGGUAGACCCGAUGAUAUGUUGGAAUCCGCAAAACAUUUAGAGAAAUACCCUAAUUAUGCUGGUAAAGCAGUUUUGCUCUAUCAUAAAGCCGGUAAAAUUAAUCGAGCUGUUGAACUGGCAUUCAGCACACGCCAAUUUUCUGCCUUGCAAAGUGUAGCUGGUUCUCUGGAUGAAAGAAUUGAUCCAACAAUUUUAAAACAAUGUUCAGAAUUCUUUAUUCAGAAUAAUCAAUUUGAUCGGGCUGUAGAAGUACUUGCGGCGGGGAAACAAUACUGUGAUGCACUUAGAUUAUGCGCGGAUCAUAAUGUCUCUAUCUCAGAUGAAUUGGCUGAAAAGCUGACACCGACUUCAGAUAAACUAACAGAAAAAGAAAAGUGUAGCCUAUUAGUUGAAUUAGGUGAAUUAUGCAUGCAACAAGGAAAGUAUCAUUUAGCUUGUAAAAAAUUCACUCAAGCUGGUAGUCGUAUAUCAGCAAUGAAAGCAUUACUACGUUCAGGUGAUACGGAGAAGAUUAUAUUCUUUGCAAAUGUUAGUAAACAAAAAGAAAUUUAUAUUAUGGCAGCAAACUAUUUACAAACAGUGAAUGAUUGGCGGUCGAAUAUGAAUAUUAUAAAAAAUAUUAUACAAUUUUAUUCACGUGGACAUGCUUUGGAAUCAUUGGCAUCGUUUUAUGAAGCCUGUGCUCAUGGUGAAAUUGAAGAUGGUGGAAAUUAUGAAAAAGCAACUGGUGCAUUAAGUGAGGCUUAUAAAGUUUUAAUUAAAGCGUUGAAUUCGGAUAAAACUAAUGAAUCAUCUGAAUGUCGUCUUAAAAAACGUCUAGCACUAAUUAAAGAUAAAGCAACAUUGUGCAAGGAAUUCGUUGAAACACAAGAAUUGUUCUCUGUGAAUCCAAUCGAGGCAAUGGAAAGAUGCCACAGACUCUUGGAAAAUAUUGAACCCGGUGAUCUCUUAAGGCCUGGAGACAUUUAUUCUACAAUGAUACGUGAACUUGUUUCACAAGAAAAAUAUAAAGCUGCGUUGACCUGUUUAGAUGAAAUGAGAGAGCGAAUUGGAAAUAAUCAUACCAUAGCUCGUUAUUUAGACCGCGGAAUUUUGGGGAAAAUUUACAAGGCACUCAACCUACCAUCAACCGAAAACGAUGAUGAACAAAUUCUUAAGAACGAACAAGAAUCCUCAGACUCACCAAUAUUUGAAGACAACGUCGUCGAUGCAAGUAUCAGUGAUGAAAAUGAUGAUUACUGA
Messenger RNA from Trichobilharzia szidati, 4650 nucleotides. NCBI's taxonomy places the organism in Eukaryota, Metazoa, Platyhelminthes, Trematoda, Strigeidida, Schistosomatidae. The record is from the annotation of a GenBank genome assembly.